AUGGACAAGUCUUCGUCUUCGUCUCACCGGCCGCGGACCGGGUCGUUGCAAGUCGACGAUCUGCUCUCGCCACCCCUCACCCCAGACCCGAGCGGUAACAAUGCGAUGGGCAUCAUGAACGGUCCCCGCAACACCUUCCCAGGAGCCCGCCCAGUAUCGCCAGACCCGAGUGUCUCCUCUAGUAGCUUCUCCAGCCCCGCCCGCCGGCCAGAUUCCGCCGGCCAGCCUACGAUCUCUUUCCAAGACUCGAGCAGUGAUACCGCUCACCAGGAUCACGACCACACCACAAAACACCCAAUCCGGUCCCACAGCGCCGAGCGAGCCCCAUCACCCUCCGUAGAUGGCGGCCACCAACACCAGCAUCACCCCAAGCCUCGACGCCUCUAUAGCGAUGGCCGCGAAGACGCCGCUUUCCCGCGGCUCUCCAAGCCCGUGGAGCUACUGCGCGGCUCGUACGACGUGGUGGUCAUUGGAUCUGGGUAUGGUGGUGGUGUGGCAGCUUCGCGCAUGGCGCGCACAGGCGAGUCGGUGUGUCUCCUGGAGCGGGGCAAGGAGAAGUGGCCUGGGGAGUACCCGUCGGGGGCGAUUGAUGCGGUGAAGGAGCUCCAUUGCUCGGGCAACCUAGCGCCGGGGAGUCUAAAAGGGAUUGGGGUGGAAGGCGGAGACCCUACGGGGAUGUUUCACUUGGUGCUAGGGAGGGGGCAGAGUGCGUUGGUGGGGAAUGGACUCGGAGGCACAAGCCUGAUCAACGCCAAUGUGUUCAUGGAGGCGGACAAGGAGACUUUGGCGAUGAAGGCGUGGCCGCCUGAGAUCCGGGAGGAUGUCGAUGCCUUGGAUAAGUACUACGAAAAGGCGGCCGAGGUCCUCGACCCGCAGGAGUACCCGGCCGAGUGGCCCGAGCUACCCAAGGCCAAGCUACUCCAGAAGCAGGCUGAGCUCAUGGGUCUAGGCGACAAGUUCAAGCGGGUACGGCAGACAACGAGGUUCAUCAACGGACCUAACAGCAUGGGCGUUGAGAUGUCCCCCUCGUCGCUCACGGGUCAGGACAGCACGGGCGUCAACGACGGGUCCAAGAACUCGACGCUGGUCACAUACGUGGCCGACGCCUGGAACUGGGGCGCCGAGCUGUUCUGCGAGUGCGAGGUGCGGUACAUUGAGAAGGCGGAGAAGGAUGACGGCUACCGCGUCUUCUUUGCCUGGCAUGGCCGAAAUAGGGGCCUCUUCAAGGCCAACUUGCAUGGCGACCUUAUGUGGGUGCAUGCGAAGAAGGCUGUAUUUCUCGGUGCUGGCGCCAUUGCGUCGACGGAGAUUCUGCUCCGGAGCAAGGCGAUGGGUCUGGAUAUGAGUGACUUGGUCGGGCACAACAUGAGUGGGAAUGGGGACAUGUUGGCGUUUGGGUACAACACCGACGAGACCGCGAACGCCAUCGGGCGGGAGAACCCGUCGCCGUACAACCCCAUCGGCCCAACCAUCACUAGCGUCAUUGACUGCCGCGAGGGCAAUGUAAACCACCUAGACGGCUUUGUGCUCGAGGAAGGGGCCGUUCCACACGCCCUGACGCCACUCUUCCAGGCCAUGCUUGACCUCAUGCCGGGCAAGAAGGCUCCUAAGAACGACACUAUCGUUGAGAGGACGCAGGCCGCCCUCGCGCGGUACGGCAGCCGGUUCCUGGGGCCGUACUUCAAGAACGGUGCGGUCGAGCGGACGCAGGUGUAUCUUGUCAUGUCGCACGACACCAACCAUGCCGUCCUGUCGCUCAAGGAUGACAAGCCGAUGCUGGAGUUCCUCGGCGUUUCCCGCAGCAACCAUGUCAAGAAGGUCAACAAGCUGCUCGAGCGGGCAACUGAGCUGGUGGGAGGAACCAUGGUGCAAAGCCCCUUUGCUGCGCUUCUGGGCCAGGAGAUCACGGUGCACCCCGUUGGUGGAGCAUGCAUGGCACGCGACAACACGGGCCGGACCGGUGUCACCAACCACGUCGGCCAGGUGUUCACCGGCCGGGGCAAAGAGGUCUACCCGGGCCUGAUUGUGACGGACGGUUCGGUGAUCCCAACAGCCCUCGGUGCCAACCCGUUUGCGACCAUCACGGCUCUGGCUGAGCGGUCCGUCGAGGCGUACGCGGCGUCGCAGGGGCUCACCAUCUGCCAAGACAGAAACGAGAACAUCGACCUGCUGGGCGAGCCGCAGCACGCACCCCGACGUCAGCACCCACGCCACCGGCGAGACAAGGUGAAGGCGUUCGAGGAGCAGGAGAGCAUCACGGUCGCCAACACGGUGAUCCGCAAGGCGCGCGACCUCAGCGCGGCCGGGUUCGGGUUCACCGAGGUCAUGUCCGGGUUUGUCCACUACGACGACGGCCUGGUCGAGGACACGCAGGAGACGUACGAGCUGGCGCACCGCGUGGCCAAGUCACUGUGCGAGAGCGCGCGCUUCUUCCUGAGCGUGCAGGCGUUUGACACAGACGAGAUGGUCAAUCAUUCGCAGCACCGUGGUAUGUUGACAGGCACGUUUGUAUGCCCCUCCAUCCCGGGCUCGCCCUUCAUGGUGCAGCGCGGCGAGUUCAACUUGUUCAUCCUCAACAACAAGGCGCCCGGCACGCGCAACCUGACGUACGACUUCGACAUGACGGGCGUCAACGGCCGGCGGCUGCACUUCCACGGCUACAAGGUCGUCGACUCGUCAGUGGCGCUGGCCCCGUUCCAGUUCUGGCGGGCCACCAGCACGCUGUACGUGACCGUCAGCGAGCAUGUGCCGGGCAUGUGCGCCGACCUGGACGACGAGGAGGCCUGGCGCCGCGGCCGGGUGCUGGCCAAGGGCAUGAUGCACAUCCAGCCCGCCGACUUCAUGUCGCAGAUCAGCACGAUGGCGCCCACGGGCAGCAACCUUGUGCGCAAGGCAGUCAGCGCCGCUAGCUUCCUGACCUACUUCACACGCAAGUCGCUGUCGCUGUUCUUGUCGCCCUUGACGCCGCUGCAGUACCCGACCAAGACCUUCAGCGGCUUCAUCAACAACACCCCGCCCAGCCAGAGCUUCGACAUCGUCGCCUCCGACGGCGUGUCUUCGCGCAUGCACAUGUGGGAACCCACCCACGUACCUGGCAACGAUCCGGCCAACAUCCGCAACCUGUUCAUGAUCCCCGGCGCCUCUGUUGACCACCAGAUCUUUGCCCUGCCCACCAUCCCCUACAACGCGGUCAACUACCUGACCCGCGCCGGCUACCGCGUCUUCGUCACCGUCCACCGCAUCAGCCAGCUGAUGAUCGCGGGUAGCAACUGGACCACCUUUGAUGCCCGCCUCGACCUGCGCGCCUGCCUUGAGCGCAUCCGCAAGGACUACGGCCCCCACAAGAUCUACACCAUCGCCCACUGCAUGGGCAGCGUCGCCUUCUCCUCGGGCCUGCUCGACGGCACCAUCCCGACCGACUGGAUCCUGGGCAUCACCUGCUCGCAGGUCUUCAUGAACCCCGUCUGGGGCCCGACCAACAUGGCAAAGGUCAUGGCCGGACCCGUGCCCAUGGACAAGCUGUACAACAUGUUCGCGGGUAGUUGGUUCUCGUGCAGCACCUCGACCUCCGAUACCCUCGUGCAAAAGGCCCUCAACCAGGUCCUGCGCCUGUACCCACAAGCCCGCCGCGAGAUGUGCAACAACGCGGCCUGCCACCGCACCUCGCUCGUUUUCGGCCGCUGCUGGAACCACAACAACCUCAACGAGGCCACCCACCGACAAAUCGACCGCUUCUUCGGCGGCGUCAACAUGACCCAACUCAACCUGCUCAUGAAGAUGGGCUUCGACGGCCACGUCAUGUCCAACGCGCCGCUAUACGACCCGCUCGACACGCCCGAGAAUGUCAAGCGCCUCCGCGGCAUCCCCAUCAUGAUGUUUGUCGGCCGUGACAACGCCGUGCUGUCCCCCGAGGCCACCGAGCGCACCUACGAGAUCUUGAGUGAUGCGUUCGAGGACGGUGAUUACAGCCGUCGUGUGGUGCCCGGGUAUGGCCACUUGGAUGGGUGGAUGGGCCGUAAUGCGUGGAAGGAUGUGUACCCGUUUGUGCGGGAGGAGGUUGAUCGGGUGACCAGGGGGGAGAGUUAUGAGUUUGUUGAGCCGGAUGAUCGGUUCAAGGCGAUGGUGCAUGGGGGGGAAUUGCUUUAUUGA
This is a messenger RNA of Dichotomopilus funicola, 4149 nucleotides long. RefSeq names its product cholesterol oxidase. NCBI's taxonomy places the organism in Eukaryota, Fungi, Ascomycota, Sordariomycetes, Sordariales, Chaetomiaceae. Gene Ontology annotation, molecular function: flavin adenine dinucleotide binding; oxidoreductase activity, acting on CH-OH group of donors. The record is from RefSeq and is a predicted model, not a curated record. The transcript has 6 exons. Bases 1 to 4149 code for a protein of 1382 amino acids.